This is a messenger RNA of Trichosporon asahii var. asahii CBS 2479, 1035 nucleotides long. RefSeq names its product isopenicillin N synthase. NCBI's taxonomy places the organism in Eukaryota, Fungi, Basidiomycota, Tremellomycetes, Trichosporonales, Trichosporonaceae. The record is from RefSeq and is a predicted model, not a curated record. The coding region runs from base 1 to 1035 and encodes 344 amino acids. Gene Ontology annotation, molecular function: dioxygenase activity. The transcript has a single exon.
AUGACGCAAGACCUUUCCGCGCUUCCGAUCCUCGACCUGAGUCUCCUGGACUCGACACCAGAGGAUGCGGCCCGCUUCCGGGCGCAAUUAGCUCAGGCGACACACGAGAUCGGCUUCUUCUACCUCGUCAACACCUCCCUGCCCUCUUCCCUCGAGAAGAGAAUGCACGACGCCGCGCGCGCCUUCUUCGCGCUGCCCCUCGAGGACAAACUGGCAAUUGCGAACACGAACUCGGCCCAGUUCCGGGGCUACACCGCCCUCGGCCUGGAGCGGACAAGGGGUCAGGUCGACCUGCGAGAACAGAUCGAUAUCUGUCCCGAGGGCGUCGCGUUCAGCGAGGAAGAGCUGGCGGGACGGGAGAAGUUCUGGCGCCUCGUGGGCCCAAAUCAGUGGCCUGCCGCUCUCCCCGAGCUCCGGGCCGUCAGUGAGGAGUGGCAAGCCCACUGUGAGCGGAUCAGCCGCAAACUGCUGCGCGCAUGGGCGCUCGCACUGGGCGAGAGCGAGGACUACUUUGAGCGCUCGUUCGGGGACCCGUUCACGCUGCUCAAGAUUGUGCGCUACCCUCCAACAUCUACAUCCGCGUCACAGGGCGUGCAGGGCGUGGGCAAACACAAGGACGCGGGCGUCCUCACCCUGCUCUGGAUCGAUGGCUCGGGCGGGCUCCAGGUCGAGAAGGGGGGUAAAUGGGUCGACGUCCCGCCCGUCCGGAACGGGUUUGUCGUCAACAUCGGCGAGAUGCUCGAGUACGCGACGCAGGGAUACCUGAAGGCGACGUCGCACCGCGUCACGCUCAACGAGAGCACGGGGGACAGGAUCAGCGUGCCGUACUUUUUCAAUCCGGCGCUGGACGCCAGGUUGCCGUUGAUUCAGAUUCCAAAGGAACUGGGAGGAGAGUACAAAGUCAGUGAGGAUCCGGAGAAUCCCAUCUUCUCGCUUUAUGGCGAGAACUGUCUGAAAUCCAGGCUGAGGAGUCACCCCGACGUCGCUGAGCGGCACCACCGGGACCUUGUUGGGUUGCCACCUCUUACGACGUGA